Molecule: messenger RNA, 1542 nt
Organism: Toxorhynchites rutilus septentrionalis
Lineage: Eukaryota; Metazoa; Arthropoda; Insecta; Diptera; Culicidae
Product: otefin
Exons: 2
Coding region: 149-1399 (416 amino acids)
Source: RefSeq, a predicted model, not a curated record
AAAGCAAGACAUUUCAAAUAACAAAUCGCUUCGUAACGUCAUUUACAAACCGCAAAAAUUAGGGCCAAAAGUGAGUCGCACAAGCAGUUGGGGAGCGGAGUACCGUGCAUCUUCUAAUCACAGCAAACAUAGUUUUCCAUCAGUCACCAUGGAUAACAUUGACGAUCUAUCGAAUGAGGAUCUGCGAUUGAAGCUGCUUGAAUAUGGUAUGGCUAACAUGCCGGUAACGCAAACCACUCGUAAGGUGUUGAUAAAAAAGCUGAAGAAUCAUAUGGAAAAUGCGAACAGCAAGGUUCGUCGGGAAACCAUUCAUGUCGCUAAAUAUUCUUCCGAUGAGGAAUCUGUGCCAGCGGAAGAACCAAAAAAAGCCCAGAAGAAAGAAUCUAACCGUCGGGCUACGAUUGGCGCUUCGGCUGCAAAACUGUCUAAAACGCUACCAGUGAUGCCAGAUUUACCUCCUCCCAAACCGGCCGCUGAAAAGCCGGAAAAAGUGGACCCGGCUUCUAAACGAAGAUCCGGAAGGCUGACACCAUUGCAGAAUAAAGAGGACAUUGCCCCGGUAGUUGCCGCACCACAGGAACCUAUGAUUGUGGAAAAUUCCGACGAUGAAGAGGAAAUGCCACAAAUAGCGGUUAGAACUAGGGAUAGAAAAUCCAAAAGUCCAUCACUGAGCCGAGGUGAAACUGUUACCACUUCUUAUAUUCACCAAGCGGAGCUAUCUGUGAAACCUCCAAUCAUCGAAGAAAUGGAAAUUGAUCUCACCGAAUCUACAGAUGAAGUUAUGGCUGAUCCACCCGAACCUGCACCGAAAGUUCGACGUCCUCCAUUAACACCAACUCGUGAGCCUCGUUUCACGUCCACCAUGAGCAAAAGAACCACAACAAGCGGCAUUAGUGGGCUCUCUCAAAAUGUGUACAGUGAAUCGACUGCUAUCUUCGAACGUGAACCCUCUCCGGAGCAACCGACGCCACCACCAAUAUCACGGGGACGCUAUUCUGAAGUGGCCCCCUCGAAAAUACGUGAGGAAAUUCGAUUGGACCCCACUGAUUCGCCGUAUCUCAGUGAAUUCACCAGGCGUCUGUCGCGAUUGAAAGCGGAAUCGUCACAGUUGAACGCAGUCCGAGAUCAUCCGAUCAGGCGUACGAUCGCCGCCAGCUAUACAUCAUCACCGGUCCCCUCGAAGGUUGAAAACGAUUACGUCCAAUCCAGGCUAGCAGCCGUUCGUGGUAUCCGACCAGAGGGAUCAUCCAGCAGAGGCGGCGGCGAUAAAGGAGACAUACGCGCAUCACUCCGGCAGGUCAUUCUGGCUUUGGAUCGGAAGUACUCGAUUAAACGGAUGUUUUAUUUGCUUAUCGUUACGUUGAUCGUCAUAUUUUUGUUUGUGUUUUUCUUCCUGUGAGCGCGAGUGUUUGAAUAGAUAUGGCAUGUGGAACAGAGUCCAAUUGAUGGAUAGGGGAUGGAGCGGAAUUGUUUUCUUUCCUUGUUCUGUAAUAAAAGAUGUAUACACACAUUAAUUGAUUAAUAAAGUUGAUUUUAAAUCGU